This is a messenger RNA of Necator americanus (New World hookworm), 513 nucleotides long. RefSeq lists its product as uncharacterized. The record is from RefSeq and is a predicted model, not a curated record. The transcript has 4 exons. Lineage: Eukaryota; Metazoa; Nematoda; Chromadorea; Rhabditida; Ancylostomatidae. Bases 1 to 513 code for a protein of 170 amino acids.
AUGAAAGUCAUUCUGCUGCUUUCACUUCUCCUUGUUGUUGAUGUGUUCUCGCUCAACAAAACCUCUACUACCGACAAUUUUGACACCGGUGCUGCAGGAAACGAAACAGUUGCGGAUUCCAAGGAAGCAAGAGAGAGCGUCAUUAUGAAAAAACAUAAGCUUCUCGUAUUCCCAUAUGGCACGCAAAUUGGAAUGGGCAUCGGUUCGCUUGUUGAUGGAAUCGUCGGACUCGCUACUGCAAUCAGCGGACUCGGUGGUGGAAUGGGCGGAUCCUGUUGUGGAAUGGGCCGACCCGGUGGUGGAAUGGGCGGACCCGGUGGUGGAAUGGGCGGACCCGGUGGUGGAAUGGGCGGACCCGGUGGUGGAAUGGGCGGAUCCGGUGGUGGAAUGGGCGGACUCGGUGGUGGAAUGGGCCCACCCGGUGGUGGAAUGGGCGGACUCGGUGGUGGAAUGGGCGGACUCGGUGGUGGAAUGGGCGGACUCGGUGGUGGAAUGGGCGGACUCGCUGGUUAG